Messenger RNA from Eublepharis macularius, 3342 nucleotides. RefSeq names its product solute carrier family 4 member 5 (gene SLC4A5). Gene Ontology annotation, cellular component: plasma membrane. The transcript is spliced from 25 exons. Bases 1 to 3342 code for a protein of 1113 amino acids. NCBI's taxonomy places the organism in Eukaryota, Metazoa, Chordata, Lepidosauria, Squamata, Eublepharidae. Gene Ontology annotation, biological process: monoatomic anion transport; regulation of intracellular pH; transmembrane transport. Gene Ontology annotation, molecular function: solute:inorganic anion antiporter activity; sodium:bicarbonate symporter activity; monoatomic anion transmembrane transporter activity. The record is from RefSeq and is a predicted model, not a curated record.
AUGAUGGAUGAGGAGGAUGGCAUGAGCGAGAGAGGCCUCGGCACCUCCAGAAUGAGAUAUGAUGACGAAGAAGCAGACUACCAUUCCAUCUACAUCGGGGUGCCAGCACCACGAAGCUACAGGAGAAAAAGACGGAGGAGGAGGUCUUCAUCCAGUCGAGACAGAAACGGUGAAACUGAAAGGCACUAUGAGAGGCAGGACCGAUCAGACACUGAUGAAGGAGGGAGGAUUAUCUAUGAGAAUGGAAAUGGCAGUGCCAGCAGGACCAUGUCUCCUGCUGCUGAGAGACUCCGUUAUAUCUUGGGUGAAGAUGACGACCUUCCUACCCCAACAUUGUUUACUGAGAUGGACACACUGCAGCACGAUGGAGAAGAAAUGGAGUGGAAAGAGUCCUCCAGGUGGAUUAAAUUUGAAGAGAAAGUGGAAGAAGGAGGAGAGAGAUGGAGCAAGCCUCAUGUGUCAACGUUAUCUUUACAUAGCCUGUUUGAGCUACGUACUUGCUUGCAGACGGGGACUGUGAUGCUCGACCUAGAUGGUUACUCCUUGCCCCAAAUCAUAGAUGAUAUCAUUGAAAAGCAAAUAGAAGAUGGCUUGCUAAAACCUGAACUACGGGAAAAAAUAAGUUAUGUACUCUUGAGAAAGCACCGUCACCAGACCAAGAAACCUAUUCACCGAUCAUUGGCAGAUAUUGGCAAAUCUGUCUCAAACACAAAUCGUAGCCCUAUCCGAAGUCCUGCUGCAGGGGCCAGCUUUCACCGGUCUACUGAAGAUCUCAGGAUGCGACAGAGUGCUAGUUAUGGACGAUUGCGCCAUGCCCAAAGCAGAAGCAUGAAUGACAUCACGGAUACUCCAAGCACAGAUCAGCUCAAAAAUAAAUUCAUAAAGAAGAUUCCCAAAGAUUCUGAAGCCUCUAAUGUACUAGUGGGAGAAGUGGACUUCCUGGACAAGCCAUUUGUGGCGUUUGUGCGACUCAUUCAGUCCACCAUGUUAGGUGGUGUAACAGAAGUGCCUGUCCCAACUAGAUUCCUGUUUAUCCUCCUGGGUCCUUCAGGAAAAUCAAAAUCCUACAAUGAAAUUGGUAGAGCCAUUGCCACCCUCAUGGUAGAUGAUCUGUUCAGUGAUGUUGCCUACAAAGCUAGAGACAGAGAUGAUCUGAUAGCGGGAAUUGAUGAGUUUUUGGAUGAGGUCAUUGUUCUUCCGCCAGGAGAAUGGGAUCCAAACAUCAGGAUAGAACCACCCAAGAAAAUCCCCUCUGCAGAGCAGAGAAAAUCUGUGUUUUCACUGAGUGAACCAGGGCAGAUGAAUGGCACGGCCGGCGGAGCAGGAGGAGGCAGUGGUGGAGGGGGAGGUGGCAGUGGCAGUGAAGAUGAAGAGAUGCCAGCUGUGCAUGAAAUCGGGGAAGAGCUAAUUUGGACUGGAAGGUUUUGUGGUGGCCUGUAUUUGGAUAUCAAGAGAAAGCUUCCUUGGUUUCCCAGUGAUUUCUAUGAGGCCUUUCAUAUCCAGUCUAUCUCUGCCAUCCUCUUCAUCUACCUUGGCUGCAUCACAAAUGCCAUCACAUUUGGUGGGUUGCUAGGAGAUGCUACAGAAAACUACCAGGGAGUCAUGGAGAGCUUCCUCGGGACAGCAAUGGCAGGUUCCGUCUUCUGUUUCUUUGCUGGACAGCCUCUCAUUAUUCUGAGCAGUACUGGGCCCAUCCUUAUCUUUGAAAAGCUGCUCUAUGAUUUCAGCAAGGGUAAUGACAUAGACUACAUGGAAUUCCGCCUCUGGAUUGGCUUGCACUCUGCUCUCCAGUGCCUUAUUCUGGUGGCUACGGAUGCCAGCUUCAUUAUAAAGUACAUCACACGCUUCACUGAAGAGGGGUUCUCCACUCUCAUUAGCUUCAUCUUCAUCUAUGAUGCCAUCAAGAAGAUGAUUGGAGCCUUUAGCUACUAUCCCAUCAAUUCGGAUUUCAAACCAGAUUACGUGACCAUGUAUAAGUGCGAAUGCAUUGCCCCAGACCCAGUGAAUACAACAUUGUUCAAUGCUUCAGUCCCAUUGAUACCAAACAACACUAACUUUUCUAUGUACAAUACUAUUAAUGUCACAGCUCUGGACUGGACCCAACUGAGCAAGAAGGAAUGUCUGAAGUAUGGUGGAAGUCUGGUGGGGAAAUCUUGUAAAUUCAUCCCUGACUUGGCCCUCAUGUCAUUCAUUCUCUUCUUUGGUACCUAUUCCAUGACUUUGACCCUGAAAAAAUUCAAGUUCAGUCGCUACUUUCCUACAAAGGUCAGGGCCCUGAUUGCUGAUUUUUCCAUUGUGUUCUCCAUCUUGUUCUUCUGUGGAAUAGAUGCCUGUUUUGGACUGGAUACUCCCAAGUUGCAUGUGCCCAGUAUAAUUAAGCCCACUCGUGUAGACCGAGGAUGGUUUGUGUUCCCAUUCGGUAAGAACCCCUGGUGGAUCUACUUGGCCAGUGCACUUCCAGCUCUUUUGGUCACCAUCCUGAUCUUCAUGGACCAGCAAAUUACAGCAGUUAUAGUGAACAGAAAGGAGCACAAGCUAAGGAAAGCAGCUGGCUAUCACCUGGACCUCUUCUGGGUAGGCAUUCUCAUGGCAGUGUGUUCAUUCAUGGGGCUGCCAUGGUACGUAGCAGCCACAGUCAUUUCCAUUGCCCACAUUGACAGCUUAAAGAUGGAGACAGAAACCAGUGCACCAGGAGAGCAGCCUCAGUUUCUGGGAGUGAGGGAGCAGAGAGUCACAGGGAUCAUGGUCUUUGUUCUGACUGGCAUAUCUGUCUUCCUAGCUCCUAUUCUAAAGUAUAUCCCGAUGCCCGUGCUAUAUGGAGUCUUUCUGUACAUGGGAGUGGCCUCACUCAAUGGUAUCCAGUUUUGGGAUCGAUGCAAGCUCUUCCUGAUGCCAGCCAAGCAUCAACCCGAUUAUGCUUACCUUCGGCAUGUGCCCUUACGGCGGAUCCACCUGUUUACUGUGGUUCAAAUCAUCUGCCUGGCUGUUCUCUGGAUCCUGAAAUCUACUGUAGCAGCCAUCAUCUUUCCUGUGAUGAUUUUAGCCUUGAUCUUAGUUCGGAAGAUGCUGGACUGUGUGUUUUCCCAACAUGACCUGGCCUGGAUUGAUAACAUCUUCCCUGAAAAGGAUAAGAAGAAGGAGGAUGACAAGAAGAAGAAGAAGAAGAGAGGCAACAAAGGCGAGGAGGACAGCAGUGAUGAGCCCAAGUUCCCAACUCCCUCUGUUAUAACGAUCCCAAUGGAACCUGUCCCAUCAGAACCCCAAAACAGUAUCCAUUGCAUUUCCAGACAUCUAUGUUUUCCUCUAGGAAAGAGGUCUUCAAGUUGGAGUUUUACGUUCUGA